AUGGCCCCAUCACUUCUGAAGGCUCUCACUGCCGCGGCAGGCCUCUACGCCUCGUUCGCCACCGCUGCUCCUCUCAACAAACGUGUGAUUGUUUGGGAAACCGUGACUGAUCUUGUUAUCGAGACCGUUCGACUCACUGUUACCGUUGACGGACCUCCUGGUGCUCCCCAGACAGUUCCUCCUCCACAGAUCACCCCAUCUAUGGAACAAUCACCAGCGCCCCUCCCAUCGAUAACUACAACUUCUAUUCCAAUCGCCAGCUCGAAGCCAGAAGAGAGUACCCCUCCUCCACCGCCGCCUCCCCCAAGUACGACCCCAGCCUCCAGCUCUAAGCCUGCAGAGAGCACCCCUGCUCCUCCUCCUCCUCCUCCUCCUCCACCAAGCUCCACCCCAGCGCCUCCUCCACCUCCUCCAUCCACACCAGCUCCCCCACCACCACCACCGACAACUACAGCUCUUCCACCUGUCAUCAAUCUGCCAGCCCCAAGUCCAACCCCAGAGACCAAGCCUCCAGUCAAACAGCAGCCACCUCCCCAACAGCAACAGCAACAACCAAGCGGUGGCAGCGUCGGUGGUGGUCAGACAUUUUCGGGCGAUAUGACCUUCUAUGAUGGUGGCCUCGGUGCUUGUGGUACGAACAUUGACACCAAUGGUGAGAAUGCAGUCGCCAUCUCCGCUGCCCUUAUGGGUACCCAAAGCAACAACAGUCCAUUCUGCGGAAAGACUAUUACUAUUAAGUAUAACGGAAAGACCGCAAAAGCUGUCGUGAAGGAUAAAUGCCCAGAAUGUGCGUACGGCUCGAUUGAUAUGACCCGCCAGCUGUUCUACAACUUUGCUCCUGAAGCGGCUGGUCGUAUCAAGGGAGUUGAGUGGUCGUUUGACAACUAG
Ophidiomyces ophidiicola is the source of this 888-nucleotide messenger RNA. RefSeq lists its product as uncharacterized. The record is from RefSeq and is a predicted model, not a curated record. The coding region runs from base 1 to 888 and encodes 295 amino acids. Lineage: Eukaryota; Fungi; Ascomycota; Eurotiomycetes; Onygenales; Onygenaceae. The transcript has 3 exons.